This is a messenger RNA of Lotus japonicus, 1632 nucleotides long. RefSeq lists its product as uncharacterized. The transcript is spliced from 8 exons. The record is from RefSeq and is a predicted model, not a curated record. The coding region runs from base 254 to 1186 and encodes 310 amino acids. Gene Ontology annotation, molecular function: phosphoprotein phosphatase activity. Lineage: Eukaryota; Viridiplantae; Streptophyta; Magnoliopsida; Fabales; Fabaceae.
CAAACUCAAGAAAGAGUCCCCACAUCCACAUCACACCCCCACGUCGCCGGUUCUGACCAAACCAGACCAGCUUUUACUUGAGACGGUUAAACCAAACUGAAACUGAAACUGAACUCUCUUUCCCACUUUCUCUGCCUUAACUUCCUCAUGUUCAUGUUCUAAUCCUGCCCAGGGUUCAUUGUGUCAAAUGUAGUGCAAUGAUAUAUAGGUUGGUGUGAGACCGGUUUAUUGGGUCGAUUGAGGGAACGAUACAAUGGAUAUCCAUGCAUUACAAAGCAGUAAAAUAGUCUGUGACAUUCCAUUGGAAGGUGUUAAAAAUACACUGAAUACUGAGUCAACUGUAGCAGAUGAAAGAAAGAAUAACAAGGAGUUUUCUUCUUAUACUAAUCAAAUGAAGAUGGUACCUACUUCUGUCAUAAACGAAGAGCUUAGUUCAGAAACUUUGGGAAUUUCUUUGGUUAGAACACAAGUUGGAAGCUUGAAGAAAAAACUUCUUGUUCUUGAUAUAAAUGGGUUGCUAGCGGACAUAGUUUCUCCCCGUCCAAAGGACCAUAAAGCUGAUGCAACCAUUGCAGGGCGAGCAAUAUUCAAGAGGCCCUUUUAUCUUGAGUUUCUGAAGUUCUGCUUUGAGAAAUUUGAAGUUGGUAUAUGGUCUUCAAGGACGAAGAAAAAUGUUCAACGAGUUAUUGAUUAUUUGAUGGGAGACAUGAAAAACAAGUUGCUUUUCUGUUGGGAUCUUUCUCAUUGUACCGAAACAAGUUUCAGAACUCUUGAAAACAAGCACAAGCCUUUGGUUUUUAAGGAUUUGAGGAAGCUUUGGGAGAAGCAUGAUCCUGAUCUUCCAUGGGAAAAGGGAUAUUAUAAUGAAUUAAAUACAUUGCUAUUGGAUGAUUCUCCAUAUAAAGCAUUGCUCAAUCCUCCAAACACCUCAGUCUUUCCUCAUUCAUUCACUUAUCAGAAUAAAAGCGACAAUUCAUUAGCUGCUGGAGGCGAUCUGCGAGAAUAUCUACAUCGAUUGGCAAAUGCUGAAGAUAUGCCCAAGUACAUUGAGGAACACCCAUUUGGCCAAGACGGUAUCACCGAAAAAAGUGAAUCAUGGAACUUCUAUCUCCAGUUUGAAAACUCAUGGAUGAAGUGCAUGUUGAGUCAAGCUGUAACUUCACUGAUGGCAAGAAAGUUAGGAUGAAGUUUCUUCCACUCUCCAAAAUGGCAAGAGAUGUGUGUAAGAGAGUGAUAGAAAGAGUGAAAAAAGAAGAUGCACUUGAUGACCUUUGAGCAUGCCAUGGUACCUUACUACCUCAUUAUUCUCCUCUGACUGCUCUACCAAGGACCCAUCUUUAGUAAUUUGGUUCUUUGCCCAUACCAAAAUAUUCUGUUUUGGUCUAAAAUGAUUAAUUCAGCACUUCUCUGUAACAUAUGAUAAUGACACAUUAUAGCAAUCAUCCACAUAGCAAUUAUAUUGGUCAUAUAGAACCAUGGAUGCUCUUUGAGGCUAUAGCUGACAAUUGACAUCCACUAGUUCUAUAGACCGAUUCCUACGUGAGUGAUUUAGAGAUGCAUAAUUAAAUUACUUGGUUUCAUCCUGCAAUAAGCAUGGAGUGUUUCACCCUGUGUAAUUUUUUAAAAAAUUGA